Cladocopium goreaui is the source of this 583-nucleotide messenger RNA. NCBI's taxonomy places the organism in Eukaryota, Dinophyceae, Suessiales, Symbiodiniaceae. The record is from the annotation of a GenBank genome assembly.
GCUCACCAGUUGGGAUGCUGAAGCUGAUCUUGCUGCUGUCCGGUCUUGGGUACCAACCAGUGGAGCAGAGAAGCCGAAGCUGGACCAGGAUGCAUGUGAUGAUGCCAUAUCGUGCAUCCACCGUCUUCUGCGGGGGGAAGCUGCAAAUGUGGAUGGAUGUCGAGAUGUGUUCAUGGUGGAUCCUCUCGUGCCUACGCAAGCGUGUCCGGCGCCAGAGACGGCAGUUCCCUUGACGCAGGAGGCUGUGGACGAUCAGGCCCCGCCAGCAAAGAGGUUGCGGCGAGAGAAAGACUUGCGUCGCAAUGACUUCUCCAGCAAUGCACUGUGCUCAGGCAGAGGAAUUUGCAAGGGUCGCAAUGUGUUUCGCUUGGGAGCUGAGGCAGGGUUGGCUUCCUUAGGCCCUCAAGGUGGCACCUGGACUGGCGUAAAGCCGCCUCCUGAGCAUGAAGCCGCAGUUGUGACACUUCUGCGAGAGCUGUUUGAGAAUAACAUGCAGGGGGUGGAACCAGCUAUAAGGAAACGUGGAGUGGCAGAGAUCUUUGACAUGGGUAAGUGUGAAGCUGCUUUGGCAUUGUUGCGCUAA